UUGUUGUGUUGUUUUUUUUCUUCCCCAGAAACACUGAUCGAAAAGUUCCGGCCGGAUAUGCGGAUGCUAUCGCUGCCGAACUACGCCCUCUACGUGGUCCAUGCCAAUGGCGAAGAACGGAAAUUGAACCCGGACGAGAAACCGUUGCUGGUGCAACUGAACUGGCACAACGACGAUCGGGAAGGCCGGUUUCUGCUGAAAAAUUGCUCCCAAAAGACUAAUACCCUUGGCAGCAUCACGGAUCAGCCGAACUUCAAGCGGAAGUUGUCGAAGCGGGAGAAAAAGGAGCAAAAAAAGAAGGAAAAACUGUCGAAGAUGCUGUCUGCCGGUGGAGCAGACUCGGAAAACCACGUGGCGGAAAAGCUGUACACCGAACUCCCGGAAACGUCGUUCACCCGGUCCAUUUCGAACCCGGAAGCGGUAAUGCGACGCCGGAGGCAGCAGAAGCUGGAGAAAAAGCUGCAACAGUUCCGGUCCCGGGAUGGCGGCCCGGAUACUGGCGGGACGCUCAAAAUUUACGGCGAAAGCCUAUGCCGGGAUGUGCCCUACAAAACGCUUCUGCUCUCGAUACGGGACUGUGCCCAGGCCGUCGUCCGGGAGAUGCUGGCCAAGUACGGCAUGGACAAGGUGGAUCCGCUGCACUACUGUUUGGUUCAGGUCAACAGCGACGGAUCCGAAUACAUUCUGGAUGACGACGAAUGCCCGCUGUCGAUUCUGAUGAACCAUCCCACGUCUCGAGGUAUGUUUCUUUUCAAUUCAUUGGAAUGUGGAUGA
Molecule: messenger RNA, 774 nt
Organism: Uranotaenia lowii
Lineage: Eukaryota; Metazoa; Arthropoda; Insecta; Diptera; Culicidae
Product: afadin-like
Exons: 4
Coding region: 58-774 (238 amino acids)
Biological process (GO): signal transduction; regulation of protein localization
Cellular component (GO): adherens junction
Molecular function (GO): cell adhesion molecule binding
Source: RefSeq, a predicted model, not a curated record